Molecule: messenger RNA, 787 nt
Organism: Rhea pennata
Lineage: Eukaryota; Metazoa; Chordata; Aves; Rheiformes; Rheidae
Gene: PI15
Product: peptidase inhibitor 15
Exons: 5
Coding region: 11-787 (258 amino acids)
Cellular component (GO): extracellular region
Source: RefSeq, a predicted model, not a curated record
UGGCCCCAAAAUGACAGUAAUCUCUGCAAUCAGUUGUGCUUUCUUAUUUUCCAUUCUCUGUGAAACAAGUGCAAUAGCAUUACCCAACUCCACAGACCUACUCCUGUCAAACAGUAAUUUCACUGACAUUGAGACGGCUUUGGCAGCUCAUCUGGACUCUGCAAAAAUUCCCAAAACCAGGCGGAAGCGAUACAUUUCACAGAAUGACAUGAUUGCCAUUCUUGAUUAUCAUAAUCAAGUUAGAGGCAAAGUCUUCCCACCUGCUUCUAACAUGGAAUACAUGGUCUGGGAUGAAACUCUUGCCAAGUCUGCAGAAGCUUGGGCUGCUACAUGCAUUUGGGACCAUGGACCUUCCUACUUACUGAGAUUCUUGGGCCAAAACCUGUCUGUAAGAACUGGAAGGUAUAGAUCCAUUCUCCAGCUGGUAAAGCCAUGGUACGAUGAAGUGAAGGAUUAUGCUUUUCCUUAUCCUCAGGACUGCAACCCCAGGUGCCCCAUGCGAUGCUACGGACCCAUGUGCACACAUUACACACAGAUGGUUUGGGCCACUUCCAAUCGUAUAGGCUGCGCAAUCCACACAUGCCACAAUAUGAACGUCUGGGGAUCUGUUUGGCGACAAGCUGUUUACUUGGUAUGCAACUAUGCCCCAAAGGGGAACUGGAUUGGAGAAGCACCAUAUAAAGUAGGAGUCCCAUGUUCUGCCUGCCCUCCAAGUUAUGGAGGCUCUUGUACUGACAAUCUUUGUUUCCCAGGAGUAACAUCAAAUUACUUAUAUUGGUUUAAAUAA